This is a messenger RNA of Echinostoma caproni, 333 nucleotides long. Lineage: Eukaryota; Metazoa; Platyhelminthes; Trematoda; Plagiorchiida; Echinostomatidae. The record is from the annotation of a GenBank genome assembly.
AUGCCGCCUAAAACCACCGGAAAAUCGAAGAAGCCUAUGAAACCCAAAGAGGGUGGAGGCGGUGGCAAGGCAAAAAAGAAGAAGUGGUCUAAGGGCAAAGUCCGAGAUAAGUUGAACAACAUGGUUUUGUUCGACAAACCAACAUACGACAAAUUGCUGAAAGAGGUUCCGCAAUAUAAAGUAAUCACACCCUCGGUUGUGUCAGAGCGACUGAAGAUUCGUGCAUCCCUCGCACGUCACGCAUUGUCGGAAUUGCACCGUCGAGGUUCCAUCAAACUCAUCGCGCGGCACAACUCUCAACAACUGUACACUCGUACUACUAAAGCUGAAUAA